AUGGCUGGACAGGCUGGUUCAACUCCCCAAGAGUUGUUCUGGGAUGUUGUUGAGGAUGAGGAGCGCGGCCUACGGAGCACGAGGAACGAUGUGCUAGAUGUAUUAGAUGACAAACGGUUUGAAGUUACCCAAAAGACUUCGUUUGACGAGUUCCUUCCCAUUGUCAAGGAUGAUCGUCGCACUGCUAACAUUGAUCCCGAUAUGCUGCGUCUAAUCUUUGAACGAAUCCAGGAGAAGUCGGCCAAGAAGCCGGACGAUGAUCGCCACGCUGAGCGUCAGCAAAGGCGGGCAGCAGAGAACUUGAGGUCAUAUAUCAAGCAUCUAGAUCCCCUCUUACCGUUCAAGACACCCGUGGCGUCUGAGGAUGCACGCCGUGCCGUCUUUGACAAGGUUAUCCGAAGACUGCGUGAGAGGGAAGAGGACACUGAACGGGACCGUCACAGACGCCGAGACCGUGGCUCGGUAGAUCGGGAUGCCUACCGAGAAAGAGACCGUUCCCGGGGCGAGAGAUCCCACCGAGGCAGUGGAAGGGCGUCGCGUCGUAGCCGCACUCCCGAGGCAGAUGCGUACGAAGCCGACCGUCGCAAGGCCAUCGCUGAGCGCGAAAGGAACCACCGCAAGGCCACUCUAGCUGAAGGUGUGUCCCGCCGUGAGGAUGAUGCCCACUACGAACGCGACCGCAAGAGCCGCGACGAGGAGCGUGAAAGAGUGUAUCGCCGUCGCACCGAAAGGGGUGGCUCAUACGAUGAGCUUCCAUACGGAGAUGAGCGCCCAUCGACACGCCGUCGCCGUACUGAGGAAGACGAAGAUCGUCGUGAUUCAAAGCCUCCCAAGGCGGACUCGCCAGCUCAACCUUCCAAAGAGGACCCUGGUGUUCACUCUGGCAGCGAGGAAGGCGAGAUUGAAGAGGACUAG
This is a messenger RNA of Parascedosporium putredinis, 915 nucleotides long. NCBI's taxonomy places the organism in Eukaryota, Fungi, Ascomycota, Sordariomycetes, Microascales, Microascaceae. The record is from the annotation of a GenBank genome assembly.